This is a messenger RNA of Momordica charantia (bitter melon), 1340 nucleotides long. RefSeq names its product RNA 2'-phosphotransferase, Tpt1 / KptA family. The record is from RefSeq and is a predicted model, not a curated record. NCBI's taxonomy places the organism in Eukaryota, Viridiplantae, Streptophyta, Magnoliopsida, Cucurbitales, Cucurbitaceae. Gene Ontology annotation, biological process: tRNA splicing, via endonucleolytic cleavage and ligation. Gene Ontology annotation, molecular function: tRNA 2'-phosphotransferase activity.
CAAGGCCACCGUCGUCUUCAACCUUUUUUCCCUUCAGGAUGUGGGCUUGUGUUACCAACUGCGGCAUCAAAAUUCUGCGCUACCGUCCUCUACUGCUUCCACGUGUCCUCAUCACUCCAAUUCCCCUGCCCAUCCCUCCCGCUGUAUUUUCCAUGGAUAAUCCCAAUACCUCCUCCUUCGCUUCUUUUGCCCAUUCCAGUAAAAGUGGUGGAAGAGGACGAGGUUUGGACAUGACAAAUGACAGAGAAAGAACGCGAGGGCGCGGCGGAGGAGGCGGUGGCUCUGGUAAAGACAAAAUUGACGCCCUUGGUAGACUCUUGACACGCAUCUUGCGCCAUAUGGCUUCCGAGUUAAACUUGAAUAUGAGGAGUGAUGGAUAUGUCAAGGUUCAGGACUUGCUUAAGCUUAAUUUGAAAACAUUUGCCAAUAUCCCACUUAGAUCGCACACAAUUGAUGACAUAAGGGAGGCCGUUAGGAAGGAUAAUAAGCAGCGUUUCGGCCUCCUGGAAGAGAAUGGAGAGCUAUUAAUUCGAGCAAACCAAGGCCAUACGGUCACGGUGGUUGAAACUGAAAGUUUAUUAAGACCAAUUCUUUCGGCCGAGGAGGUUCCAGUAUGUGUACAUGGUUCUUAUAAGAAGAAUUUGGAAUCGAUUCUGGAAUCUGGUUUGAAACGCAUGAAAAGAUUGCAUGUUCACUUCUCGUGUGGUUUGCCUACUGAUGGGGAGGUAAUCAGUGGUAUGAGACGCGAUGUUAAUGUUCUAAUCUUUCUUGAUGUCAAGAAAGCUUUAGAUGAUGGAAUGAAGCUUUACGUUUCGGACAACAAGGUCAUUCUGACUGAAGGUUUCGACGGGGUCGUGGCAGUAAAAUACUUCCAAAAAAUUGAAUCGUGGCCAAGUCGACAACCUAUUCCAUUUUGAGCCUGUGGAUCAACUGGUACAUGAUUAAUUCUUGAAAAUAUUGAAUUAUGUGUAGAGCGAAACAAGAUAUGUUUUAGGCUGAAGGACCUGACUAUGGAACUUCUGCUUCAAUUUGAGCCAGAUUGCCCUAUGCUAACUUUUAUGGCACAAGUUUCAUCUGAAUUUGGAACUUAGGGAAUAUUUGCAUUUAACGCGGCCGCCAAACAAUUCAAUUUGUCUCCGUCGGUGAAGGGCAUUACCAACCAUUCUUAUUGUAUACAUCCUCUUUUUCUCUAGUUCAAUAUGCUAUUUGAACUUCUAAUCUUUUAGUCGAAAAUAUAUGUCGAACUAGUUGAGUGGUAAGUUGAGUGUUAAAGACCUUCAUUUGUAUCUUAGCUCAUUAUUUGAUAUGUUUCGAUGGUGGUUGGAAGGUUUAGCUUUCUA